UCAACACACUAAGUUUAUAAAAUAUGAUUCAUCUUUUUACAUUAAUUUAUCUUUGGUGGUAAAUUUUUUCCUUAAGAAUUAAGUGAAUAGUAAUAAAUAUAAAUAUCUGAUCAAAAUGGACGAGGAACAAGGACUAAAUGAGGAUGAUUUCACCAUACCGCCUGUGAAAUAUGAAUAUCUUGAUCACACAGCUGAUGUCCAAUUACAUGCAUGGGGCGAUACUCUAAAAGAAGCCUUUGAACAAUGUGGAAUGGCAAUGUUUGCAUACAUGACGGAGAUGGACUAUGUUCAGAUCAAAGAAGUUCACACUAUUGAAGCCAAUGCUGAUGACUUGAUGGGCUUGCUAUACCAUUUUCUUGAUGAAUUACUAUUUCUAUUUUCGGUUGAACCAUUUCUUAUUUGCAAGAAAUUAGUGAUAACAGAAUUUAAUACAGAGGAAUUUAGAAUAGUUUGUAAGUGUUUUGGUGAAGAGUUUCAGAUUGGUAAACAUCCACAAGGAACAGAGGUUAAGGCUAUUACAUAUUCGGCAAUGCAAAUUAUAGAUGUACCUAAGGAUAAUAAAUAUGAAGUUUUUGUAAUUAUUGACAUAUGAAUAUAUUUAAUACUUUUUAUUA
Molecule: messenger RNA, 614 nt
Organism: Nymphalis io (European peacock)
Lineage: Eukaryota; Metazoa; Arthropoda; Insecta; Lepidoptera; Nymphalidae
Gene: Archease
Product: protein archease-like
Exons: 3
Coding region: 116-592 (158 amino acids)
Biological process (GO): tRNA splicing, via endonucleolytic cleavage and ligation
Cellular component (GO): tRNA-splicing ligase complex
Source: RefSeq, a predicted model, not a curated record